This is a messenger RNA of Cantharellus anzutake, 1126 nucleotides long. RefSeq lists its product as uncharacterized. The transcript has 2 exons. NCBI's taxonomy places the organism in Eukaryota, Fungi, Basidiomycota, Agaricomycetes, Cantharellales, Hydnaceae. The record is from RefSeq and is a predicted model, not a curated record. The coding region runs from base 212 to 913 and encodes 233 amino acids.
CCCUUUGGACACAUCAAUUAUGGGUCCUUGUCUUCGGGAAUAGCACCCCCUUUCCGCUGGUUUACUACAAUGAGCGUUCCAGAUGGCUUCAGGGGUGCUGCCGGUGACCUUCACUGCAACCUCGCGAAAUAAAAUCAUCGGGGAAGGAAAUGCGCAAGGAUUAAAUAUCGCAUCUUCCCCCUCUUCCUAAUUUUCGCCCUAUAGCAACCUGAUGAACCGCUGUUAUGUGUAUGUUGAGGGUAACUCUGACCAGCUUCGCGCCUGGAGGAGGCACGCAAGUUUACCGAGCCAUCCCAACGCAUUGACAUCUGAAGACCUUUAUUUGUCUGCUUUGCCGCUACUGGACAGAGUAAAGCAAGAACUCAUCAGCCGAGGUUGGAGAGAGAUUACCCCCACUGCCGGGGUCGAACAUUGGGCUUUGUUAACCCCUUCGACGGCGCUCGCCGUCUUAGAAGAAGAAGGCGAGGGUGGCGAGGACCUUGACGAAGGAGAUCCAUCGAGCUCCAGCUCUGCAAUACCCCCACAACCCACAUCCAGGAUCUUUUCCAUACCUACAAACCUGCGUGCCCUUGUGACCAAUGUCCCCCGUUGGACACAUUUGUUCAACGAUAAUACCUUUUUCCGUCCCAUCGAGCACCAGGAACAUGGAAUUAUUCUGACUUCCAACGUGGAUACUAUGCUAGUGGAUGUAUUUUAUUUGCUGCAACUCAUACUCCCUGGCGCGCUCACGCUGGUUAAAGAACGACACGACGAAAGGGUUUUCUCGACGCGGACCAGUAGGCCCUUCCCACCAUUGGCGUGGAUGGAGGAGCACAAGGCGAUUAUUUCGCCAAUUUUUGGGGAGAGCUACUACUCUGUCCUCACGAUGAGAUCCCGAGAUGGAUCCACGCUUUUGGACUUCCUGGAUACCUGAGCCCUUGUAAGAGAUAGUACGGAUUACAAUAUGUGUGGAUUGGAGUUGCUGCGCCCAGGGCUGGUUCAGGGGCAAUGAAGUUCGGAGCGGUUUUCCUUGCAUGAAUGCAUCUCUGGAAGGAGAAUCCCAUUGUACUACAUCUCCGUAUUGUGUUACAACAGUGACGGUAGGAAACCUGUAUAUGGACGAUUCGAAAAUGGGAUUCGGAAGCAA